Messenger RNA from Notothenia coriiceps (black rockcod), 525 nucleotides. Its product is annotated as MAGUK p55 subfamily member 7-like. The transcript is spliced from 6 exons. The record is from RefSeq and is a predicted model, not a curated record. The coding region runs from base 1 to 525 and encodes 174 amino acids. Lineage: Eukaryota; Metazoa; Chordata; Actinopteri; Perciformes; Nototheniidae. Gene Ontology annotation, molecular function: protein binding.
AUGAGCCUCAACCUGCAGUCCAAUAGAGUGGACAUAUACUCUCAGUAUGAAGGAUUGGCGUCCAAGACCAUUGAGUCCAUUUUUAGUGGUACUGAAUAUGCUCGAUCUCAAGGUGAAGUUAGAUUCACAAUCAUUCCUGCCUCCACAAGGGAAGAAAUGUCAUCAAAUAAAAAGCUGUUUAUGCAGGCUCUUUUCGACUAUGAUCCCAAUGAGGAUCCCACCGUUCCGUGCAAAGAAGCAGCAGUAGCCUUUAGAAAGGGUGACGUCCUCCAGAUAGUCAGCAUGGAGGAUGACACCUGGUGGCAGGCCCGUCACCUUGGGGACAGCAACGAUCGGGCAGGACUCAUCCCCUCGAAGCAGCUCCAUGAGAGGAGAGUUGCACUACAGCGACCUAAGGCGCUGUUCAAGCCCCGACCAGUCAAACCACCAGAUGUGGCGGAAGUCAUGGAUGACGUAGACUACGGAGCUAUAACAGGGAUCCACAUUGGUGAGAUGUUAGACUUGUUCCAAGUGAAAAUGAACUAA